CGUCUCGGUGUACAAUAAACGGAUUAGAAGUAGAAAUCAGCAUAAUCUGGGACGGAUGUGUUGGCGUGGGCCUACCAAGGCGCAGUCGGCUUGUGCAUUUCCCGCUGCGUGCAGCGACACAGUUCAAGAGAACCUUCCUGACUGGGUCGAGCGUGCUGUUCGGCAAAUGCUUGCCUCGUGCUGAGUCCAGCCCAUAAACUAGGGUUAGCCGACGCAGCGCCCGGAAGCUCGGACGGUCAUUCUCCUGGGCGCCUGCUGACCGUGACUUGUCCUUCAAUCCGUCCACCAUGGCAGACGCUCUCAAUGCAGAGGAGGAGAGCCUCCUCCAAUCUGCGUUGCAGACGGCUUUCACGCCCGUCCCUCUCCCCAAACAGUCCGCCGUGCCAGAGCAGCCUGCUCCAGCACCAGAGCCUGCUCAACCAGUCCCUGCUCAAGAGGAGGCCGCUGGAGCACCUGCACCCGCUUCUCCGGCGCCCGAAUCCACAGAAGACGUCUGGAAAGCUGACUACGACGCCCAUGUAGCAGAAUGGCGUCGCACUUCGGCAGAGCAGCGCGAGCGUGCCGAGGGGGAACGUGCGCGGUGGGAGGAGAUCCGCAAGAAGGAGAGGGAGGAGGCAAAGGCGCGGGGCAGCGCGCGGAGCGAGGGGUGGGAGAGCGUGGGCGGGAGCACGAGCGCAAGCAUGGUGCUGGACGCUACGGCGAGCACGAGCACCGCUGCGAGUGUCGGUGGGGAGGCGGGAGGGGAGCCGAGCGUCGCUGAUGCGCGGGACCUCGUGAGCGGAGAGGGGCAGGGCAGGAAGACGAAAGAGGAGCUAGAGCAGGCGAUCCUCCCAGGCUCGCACGCGCAGGCGCGCUCGCGCUUCUCCACGCCGCCAGACGCGUCCUCCGAGGCAGAGCACAAGUGGGAGGACAUCCACUCUUCCGACCCGGACUCGCUUGCAUCGUCCUACCCCUCGCUAUCCUUCCCCUCGGACCCCCACUCGCCCUCCUCCUCCCUCCCGCACCCACUCCCACCACACGCGCACCACGGACACGCGCACCACCCCGCGCACCCACACGGCCACGAGCACGCGCAUGAACAACGGCGCGAGGCACCCUCCACGACCCAGGCGCUCUUCGAUUCGUCCCUCUCGCCGCGCACGCGCGUCCUCGCGCUCGUCGCGAGCCUCGCGGUGAACAUCGGCCUCCCGUUCAUCAACGGCGUCAUGCUCGGCUUCGGCGAGAUCUUCGCAAAGGAGGUGCUCGUCGGCUGGCUCGGCUGGGGGAAGCGAUCGUCGAGCUCGUCCGCGUCUUCGCGGGAGCGUGCGCGACCAGGGGCGCGAGAGGGCGGCGCCGGGCUCCGGACAGCAGAGUGGAAGUAGCUUGGCGGUGAGGUAGUCUUUAUUGCUGAUGAAAAGGGACUGUGCAGAGGGUAUAGCGUCAUGCAUCUAGACUGGCUUGUAUAUACCGGCUCGCGUCCUACGCCGCGCAACCUAGAU
This is a messenger RNA of Rhodofomes roseus, 1478 nucleotides long. RefSeq lists its product as uncharacterized. The transcript is spliced from 3 exons. Bases 288 to 1361 code for a protein of 357 amino acids. The record is from RefSeq and is a predicted model, not a curated record. Gene Ontology annotation, cellular component: mitochondrial outer membrane. Gene Ontology annotation, biological process: protein insertion into mitochondrial outer membrane; mitochondrial outer membrane translocase complex assembly. Lineage: Eukaryota; Fungi; Basidiomycota; Agaricomycetes; Polyporales; Fomitopsidaceae.